AUGUCUGGCUUCAGCAAUGCGGAUACCGGUUCCAAGACGGCGGACCCUUAUACGCAGAAGAACCUCGAGGAGCCUUCCCUGAAGGAGAAGGUCGAGGACCUGUUCACGUUUGUCGACAAGACCAAGUUUUGCCUGUUGACGACACAGGUUGCGGAUAGCGACCUUUUGGCGUCAAGAGCCAUGGCACUCGCUGCCAAGGAAGGACACGGCUUCGAUCUCCUCUUCCACACCAACACUGAGUCUGGCAAGACGGACGACCUCAAGGAGCACAAGUCAGUCAACAUUGGCUUCAUCAACAACUCGGGCGAGUGGGCCUCGAUCUCUGGGCACGCAUCCAUCGAGACGGACCGCGAGGUUGUCCGCAAGCACUACUCGCCAGCGCUCAAGGCGUGGAUUGGCGAUCUGGGCGAUGGCACACACGACGGCGGACCAGAAGACCCGCGUAUUGGCAUUAUCCGGGUCAAGGCCAGCACGGCGCAGUACGCCAUCUCCAAGAAGACGCAGAUUGGCGGGUUCGUGGAGCUAGCCAAGGGUAUCGCGACGGGAGAGUCUCCAAGCAUAAACAAGCUUCGUCAGAUUUCCGAGGCGGAGAUCCAACAGUACCGGUCUCAGUAG
Exserohilum turcica Et28A is the source of this 615-nucleotide messenger RNA. RefSeq lists its product as uncharacterized. The transcript has 2 exons. Bases 1 to 615 code for a protein of 204 amino acids. The record is from RefSeq and is a predicted model, not a curated record. Lineage: Eukaryota; Fungi; Ascomycota; Dothideomycetes; Pleosporales; Pleosporaceae.